This is a messenger RNA of Solanum pennellii, 1800 nucleotides long. RefSeq names its product hippocampus abundant transcript-like protein 1. Gene Ontology annotation, molecular function: transmembrane transporter activity. Lineage: Eukaryota; Viridiplantae; Streptophyta; Magnoliopsida; Solanales; Solanaceae. Gene Ontology annotation, biological process: transmembrane transport. Gene Ontology annotation, cellular component: membrane. The transcript is spliced from 14 exons. The record is from RefSeq and is a predicted model, not a curated record. The coding region runs from base 187 to 1512 and encodes 441 amino acids.
AUGUCAUGUUAUACAUUAAUAAAAAUCAAAUCUUUAGAUACCCUUUGGUUUAAAUCUAUAAAAAAAGUCAUAAAGUUGUUGUCUUUAUAUAACAGAAAUUAGUUAUUCCUAAUUUUUUAUUUUGAUGUGUUGUUUCUUGAAGUGUUGAGAUUGAGGGAGGAGGAAAAAAAACAAGAAAAAAGAGAGAUGGGGUUUGAGGGUAUGAAAAAGUUGAAACCUUUAUUGCAUUUGUUGUUACCAUUAUGUGUUCAUUGGAUUGCUGAAGAGAUGACUGUUUCUGUGCUUGUUGAUGUUACUACUGGUGCUCUUUGUCCAGGCAAAACCACUUGUUCUGAAGCUAUUUACAUCAAUGGUGUUCAACAAACAAUCGUUGGAAUAUUCAAGAUGAUAGUCCUUCCUAUCCUAGGUCAGCUUGCAGAUGAGUAUGGGCGUAAACCACUUCUUAUUCUCACUGUAUCUACAACAAUUAUUCCUUUCGGUUUACUCACCAUCAAUAAGUCAAGGGAAAUGGUCUAUGCUUAUUAUGUCUUGCGGACGAUUUCCUAUAUCAUAAGUCAAGGGAGCAUUUUCUGUAUCUCUGUUGCUUAUGCGGCAGAUGUAGUUGACGUGAGUAGUAGAGCUGCAGUGUUUAGUUGGAUUACAGGCCUUUUUUCUGCAUCCCAUGUUCUCGGGAAUGUCCUCGCACGUUUUCUUCCCGUGGGCUACAUUUUCCAGGUUUCAAUAGGUCUCUUGAUCUUUGUUCCUGUUUAUAUGACGCUGUUUCUAGAGGAGACUGUAGCACCAAAAACAGAGGUGAACCGAAGUUCGACGCUAAAGAGCAAUACACUUAAGAUUGUCCAGGAACGAUAUAACUCAAUGAGAUAUGCUGCAAAUCUGGUCACUAGCAGUCCAACACUGAAGUGCAUUUCUCUUGUAUCUUUCUUCUACGAGUUGGGAAUGUCCGGGAUCAGCGGUGUUUUGCUGUACUAUUUGAAAUCGGCUUUUGGCUUCAACAAGAAUCAGUUCUCAGAAAUUUUGAUGAUGGUGGGAGUAGGUUCCAUAGUCUCACAGAUUGUGGUGCUUCCUCUUAUCAAUCCUCUUUUUGGGGAGAAAGUGAUACUUUGUCUGGCCUUGCUUUCAUCAAUAGCCUAUGCAAUGCUCUAUGGAUUAGCAUGGGCACCUUGGGUGCCAUAUUUAAGUGCUUCUUUUGGGGUCAUCUACAUCCUUGUUAAACCUUCUACUUAUGCUGUAAUAUCUAAAGCAGCACUUUCAGCAGAUCAGGGCAAAGCACAGGGCUUUGUUGCUGGUAUUCAAUCAGUCGCGAGUUUGUUAUCUCCAAUUGUAAUGAGUCCAUUGACCUCAUGGUUUUUAUCCCGCGAUGCACCUUUCAACUGCAAAGGAUUCAGUAUACUCUGUGCUUCUUUAUGCAUGGUCGUUUCACUGUGUUAUGCUAGCGCGCUAAAAGUUGAGGCACCACGAGAGAGGACCUUCAAUGAAAAUGCAGAGAACAUCGAAGCACCACUUUUGACAUGAUACUUUUGAGACGUUGGUGACCAUUUUACCAAAAUUCUCUAUGCUAUAGGCACCCGAGGAUGUCCCUUUAUACAACGAUAAUAAGUCCGAUCUACGUACGAUAGAGUUGUAAAUCUUAUGAAGCUAAGUCUGAUCUUAGAUUAGAAAGAAGUGUAUUAUUCAUCUUGUAUUAAAAUUUGUAGCUCUUCAAUGUAUCACUUUAUUUUUUUGGUCUAAAUGAAAGAUGUUGAUUUGUAGUUUGUACUUUUGUAUAUAUGAAAUUGGGGUUAUGCACAUUAUAUUAGUGAA